Molecule: messenger RNA, 2958 nt
Organism: Hyaloperonospora brassicae
Lineage: Eukaryota; Oomycota; Peronosporomycetes; Peronosporales; Peronosporaceae
Source: the annotation of a GenBank genome assembly
AUGCCAGUGCAGGGCACGCCUACCUUGCCCAUAGGAGAAGGACCCACGGCCCAAGAGCACCCUCUUCCACCGAUUGACGGGGCCCACCACCCUGACCCUUCCACGCCGGAGCAGGGCUGGCCUACCCUGCCCAUCGGAGAAGGACCCACGGCCCAAGAGCACCCUCUUCCACCGGUUGGCGGGGCCCACCACCCUGACCCUUCCACGCCGGAGCAGGGCUGGCCUACCCUGCCCAUCGGAGAAGGACCCACGGCCCAAGAGCACCCUCUUCCACCGGUUGGCGGGGCCUACCACCCUGACCCUUUCACGCCGGAGCAGGGCUGGCCUACCCUGCCCAUCGGAGAAGGACCCACGGCCCAAGAGCACCCUCUUCCACCGAUUGACGGGGCCCACCACCCUGACCCUUCCACGCCGGAGCAGGGCUGGCCUACCCUGCCCAUCGGAGAAGGACCCACGUCCCAAGAGCACCCUCUUCAACCGAUUGACGGGGCCCACCACCCUGACCCUUCCACGCCGGAGCAGGGCUGGCCUACCUUGCCCAUCGGAGAAGGACCCACGUCCCAAGAGCACCCUCUUCCACCGAUUGACGGGGCCUACCACCCUGACCCUUUCACGCCGGAGCAGGGCUGGCCUACCCUGCCCAUCGGAGAAGGACCCACGGCCCAAGAGCACCCUCUUCCACCGGUUGGCGGGGCCCACCACCCUGACCCUUCCACGCCGGAGCAGGGCUGGCCUACCCUACCCAUAGGAGAAGGACCCACGGCCCAAGAGCACCCUCUUCCACCGGUUGGCGGGGCCUACCACCCUGACCCUUUCACGCCGGAGCAGGGCUGGCCUACCCUGCCCAUCGGAGAAGGACCCACGGCCCAAGAGCACCCUCUUCCACCGAUUGACGGGGCCCACCACCCUGACCCUUCCACGCCGGAGCAGGGCUGGCCUACCCUGCCCAUCGGAGAAGGACCCACGGCCCAAGAGCACCCUCUUCAACCGAUUGACGGGGCCCACCACCCUGACCCUUCCACGCCGGAGCAGGGCUGGCCUACCCUGCCCAUCGGAGAAGGACCCACGUCCCAACAGCACCCUCUUCAACCGAUUGGCGGGGCCCACCACCCUGACCCUUUCACGCCGGAGCAGGGCUGGCCUACCCUGCCCAUCGGAGAAGGACCCACGGCCCAAGAGCACCCUCUUCCACCGGUUGGCGGGGCCCACCACCCUGACCCUUCCACGCCGGAGCAGGGCUGGCCUACCCUGCCCAUCGGAGAAGGACCCACGUCCCAAGAGCACCCUCUUCAACCGAUUGACGGGGCCCACCACCCUGACCCUUUUGCGCCGGUGCAGGGCACGCCUACCCUGCCCAUCGGAGAAGGACCCACGGCCCAAGAGCACCCUCUUCCACCGGUUGACGGGGCCCACCACCCUGACCCUUCCACGCCGGAGCAGGGCUGGCCUACCCUGCCCAUCGGAGAAGGACCCACGUCCCAACAGCACCCUCUUCAACCGAUUGGCGGGGCCCACCACCCUGACCCUUUCACGCCGGAGCAGGGCUGGCCUACCCUGCCCAUCGGAGAAGGACCCACGGCCCAAGAGCACCCUCUUCCACCGGUUGGCGGGGCCCACCACCCUGACCCUUCCACGCCGGAGCAGGGCUGGCCUACCCUGCCCAUCGGAGAAGGACCCACGUCCCAAGAGCACCCUCUUCAACCGAUUGACGGGGCCCACCACCCUGACCCUUUUGCGCCGGUGCAGGGCACGCCUACCCUGCCCAUCGGAGAAGGACCCACGGCCCAAGAGCACCCUCUUCCACCGGUUGACGGGGCCUACCACCCUGACCCUUCCACGCCGGAGCAGGGCUGGCCUACCCUGCCCAUCGGAGAAGGACCCACGUCCCAACAGCACCCUCUUCAACCGAUUGGCGGGGCCCACCACCCUGACCCUUUCACGCCGGAGCAGGGCUGGCCUACCCUGCCCAUCGGAGAAGGACCCACGGCCCAAGAGCACCCUCUUCAACCGAUUGACGGGGCCCACCACCCUGACCCUUUUGCGCCGGUGCAGGGCACGCCUACCCUGCCCAUCGGAGAAGGACCCACGGCCCAAGAGCACCCUCUUCCACCGGUUGACGGGGCCUACCACCCUGACCCUUUCACGCCGGAGCAGGGCUGGCCUACCCUGCCCAUCGGAGAAGGACCCACGUCCCAACAGCACCCUCUUCAACCGAUUGACGGGGCCCACCACCCUGACCCUUCCACGCCGGAGCAGGGCUGGCCUACCCUGCCCAUCGGAGAAGGACCCACGUCCCAACAGCACCCUCUUCAACCGAUUGACGGGGCCCACCACCCUGACCCUUUUGCGCCGGUGCAGGGCACGCCUACCCUGCCCAUCGGAGAAGGACCCACGUCCCAACAGCACCCUCUUCAACCGAUUGACGGGGCCUACCACCCUGACCCUUUCACGCCGGAGCAGGGCUGGCCUACCCUGCCCAUCGGAGAAGGACCCACGGCCCAAGAGCACCCUCUUCCACCGGUUGGCGGGGCCUACCACCCUGACCCUUCCACGCCGGAGCAGGGCUGGCCUACCCUGCCCAUCGGAGAAGGACCCACGUCCCAAGAGCACCCUCUUCCACCGAUUGACGGGGCCCACCACCCUGACCCUUCCACGCCGGAGCAGGGCUGGCCUACCCUGCCCAUCGGAGAAGGACCCACGUCCCAACAGCACCCUCUUCAACCGAUUGGCGGGGCCCACCACCCUGACCCUUUUGCGCCAGUGCAGGGCACGCCCUAUUCGCCGGUCGUGCCUAUCCCUGAAGAGCAACACCCCGUGGUGGUGGAAACCCCUCCCCAAGGCGUCAUCGAGAACCCCCACCCUGACCCUGCGACAUUCGUGCAGGACGAGCGUUAUGUGCCUUACGUGCCUACCACGGAAGAGCACGGCGAGGCCGCUGGUGGGAAGCAUCCGUUUUAG